Molecule: messenger RNA, 1516 nt
Organism: Conger conger (European conger)
Lineage: Eukaryota; Metazoa; Chordata; Actinopteri; Anguilliformes; Congridae
Product: cytokine-dependent hematopoietic cell linker
Exons: 19
Coding region: 121-1428 (435 amino acids)
Biological process (GO): intracellular signal transduction; cell surface receptor protein tyrosine kinase signaling pathway
Source: RefSeq, a predicted model, not a curated record
CCGUGGCGACGCUGGAUAACAAUGAGGCUCUGUCUCGCGGGUGACCAGUUCUCUAGAAGCUGAGGGGAGAGCAGAGCGCCACGUAGCUGCCAGCUGCAGGUCUGAGCCACUGCUUCGGGGAUGGAGAGACACAGGGUGUGUGCGGAGAUCCAGAGGUGCAGAGACAGGCCGGUCCCCAGUCGAUUGGUGGAGAAUAUGACAUUGGCUGAAGUUGGGAUCAGCCCUCCACCUCGCCAAAGCAGAAACAGAGCGGCCGCUCUCUCUUCCUGUCCGGAAACUUCUUUACAGACGAAAGGAGCACAAAGAGGGAACAGCUAUGAUCUUCCACCUGUAAUGGAGCAGCACCUGAGGGCGAGGAAGAUGGAACGCAGAGGCUGUAUCCAUGAUGACAUGGACCAGGAGUACCACUGUGUGGAGGAAGAGAUUCACUCUGUCCAGAUCCUGCCAUCAAAACCGUUGAUGUCUGAUGCAGACUAUGCUGAUAGGUGCAUCUUUAGGUCUGCAGUUCCAGAGUCGCCUGCUUCACCUUUGAGAAGGAGCCCAAACACCCCGCCCAGACUCCCAAAAAGAAACACCCAAGGACCAAGUGUGAACAGGAGCUUGAAGCCAGGAAUAAAACAAAACUCCCCAACCAGUGGUGACAGAAAACAUCUGGUGAAUUCUGGGAUUCAGGAAAUACAACCGUCUCCAAGACCUAAACGAGUCGACAAGGAGCUAAGAGUUCCGUCUCCCGUUCAAGGGUCCCCCAAACCCAGGAGAGCCACACAUGCUGACAGGCACCCCAAAACAGAGACACGACGCCAUCAAAUCGUAGUGAGUAGUAGUCCCGUAUUUGCAGUUACGAGAAGAGAGGAACGGCCAUUGCAAACUGCCUUCUCUCAAGACCUUGAAUUCACAGAAUGCAGGGAGUCACGGUCAUUAGGGAGCAAACUGGAUUGUUUGCCUGCGACGGACGUACAGAAGGUGAGGCAGCAGCACCAUGAAUGGCCGCAGACUAGGGGAGACAUGAAGACUUACGGACAUCGAGCCAAACCCAGGCCAGUGCAGUCAUCCAGUGAUCAGAGCUGGUAUGUUGGUGCGUGUGAGAGAGCAGAUGCUGAGCAUGCAUUGCACCUGAUGAACACGGAUGGGGCAUUUUUAGUGCGAGAUCACUCCAAGAGCUGUGUGGAGGAACCCUUUGUUCUGUCAUUGCUUUUUCAAAGGAGAGUUUUCAACAUUAAAAUUCGCUUUAUAAAGAGUGCUCGCAAGUAUGCCCUGGGAACUGGAUUACGAACAAAUGACAUGUUUGAUUCUGUAGAUGCAAUCAUCAAGUUCCACAUGAUAUUUCCAAUUGUCCUGAUAGACGGAAAGGACCAGUCAGUGCAGAGGAAAUGCACACUCACAAGCCCGCUUACAAAGGAUGAAGUCAAUAAAAUAUUAGGCCAGUGACAUGGGAUGUAUGCAGCUUACAAAUAACUCAAACAGUGCUUAUAAAUAUAAUGUUAUUUAUGUCAGUUAAUAAAUAUAUCUAAAAUGG